This is a messenger RNA of Acipenser ruthenus (sterlet), 13374 nucleotides long. Its product is annotated as chromodomain-helicase-DNA-binding protein 9-like. Lineage: Eukaryota; Metazoa; Chordata; Actinopteri; Acipenseriformes; Acipenseridae. The record is from RefSeq and is a predicted model, not a curated record. Gene Ontology annotation, molecular function: ATP binding; ATP-dependent chromatin remodeler activity; protein binding. The transcript is spliced from 40 exons. The coding region runs from base 531 to 9473 and encodes 2980 amino acids.
GUAAAACCUCCGCGGAUUGGCUUUAGCCUCGGCGCGGCCAUCUUACAUGUUCUCUUUAAUAGCAUUUUUGGCUUUAUCCCUGUGAGUCCGUCUCUAAAUCCUCGACUGCGCUGCAGCUUCUGGGAUACAGGGGCAAUUGGAUCACAGUCCCUGCUGAAGGAGACCCGAAUUGCGACUUGUCGUGCCCCAAAAUCAAGAUCCUGCCGACUGUCCAAUCAGAAGGCAAAUAACUGAUAUGCAAAUAUUAUGUGUCAUCAUCACACUAGCGGUGGUGGAACCGCUGAGGUAGCCAGCACUGGUGGAACCAAAAAAAAAAAAAAAACUUCGCAAAUAACUGCUCUUUGGAAAUUAUUCCCUUUAAUCUCUGCUUGGGGGAAGCCCGUUUUCACAGGGUCAUGUUGAGAUACUGCAUGCCAUUGCUUUGAUUGCCUGUAUGAAUGGAGCUGUCCUGGAUUCGCUGGUGAUUCGGUCUUGAGAAACGUGUUGCUUGUAACCUCGGGAGUAGCUGUGCUGAGCCCUGAAGCGGCAGGAUGACUGAUCCAAUGAUGGACUUUUAUGAUGAUGCUAAUCUCUUUGGAGGGGGAUUAGAGGGGCUGGCGGACGACAGCUUUGCACAGACGGGCCCAGUCUCUCUGGUGGAUGAGCUGGGCCUGGGCGCCGAGUUUGAGCCUCUGCAGGUGGAGCCUCUCGGCCAGGUGAAGCAGCCGGGGAACUCCCCCUCCCAGCCUGGCCUCUGCUUUGAGCAGCAGAUGAGUCAGUUCGAGCCCUUGAAGGGUCACCACCACCACCACCAUCGGCAGCAAGGGGGACAGCCCUUCUCCAUCCCCAACAAAAGCAACAACAAUGUGCUGCCCCGGCACUCCCAGUACACUGCUUCCCCGGUGCACCAGCCAAGCCAGUCGAACGGGUUGUUCCCGGACGUGGCAGAUGGAAGCCCGAUGUGGGGGAACCAGAACGAAGCUCAGUUUCACCAACACCACGGGAACCUCCAGUCUUUGCAACCACAGCAACAGCAGCAGCAACACAGCAAAAGCUUUGCACAUCAUGACUUUUCCUUAUUUCAGACCCUCCCCCCGCAGCAGCAGCAGCAGCACCGCCCUCCUCACACGCUACAGCGGCAACAACAACAACCGCCGAUCAACAAAAACGUUGGCCCGUUUAACCCUGGUGGCCAGGAGGCUGUGAACCAGUCUAGCUCCUUUCUGGAAGUUCACAGAUCCUCACCCGUGGCCAACGUCCACCAUCCAGACAGGCUGUCGAGCCACCCAGCUCCGUGUCAGGCCAGCCCGGCAGUUUCUGCGCACCACUUCUCCAACCCUGCGGCGAGCGUGUCCCUGUCUUUCCCGGGACAGUCGUCGUCUUCUACCUUGAACUUGCCUGCUUGCUCUGUGAAUGCCAGCUCUCUGUUCCCACCUUCUCAAUAUUCCUUCUCUGGCACCUCAAACGGAGGCACGCUGCUGUCUUCCACCCCCGGCAGUGGUCACUCCCUUGGUGUGUCCGACUUCCCUGGAGGGAACGGAGCCUUUCCGCUGAUGGCAGGGACCAACGGGGGAGCGUCGCUGCAGCCGAAUCGGUACCCGCAGGCGAUAAACCCCAGCUGCGAGAACACUUUCCAACCUAUGCAUUCGGGGCUGGGAAGCUUCAAUGGAUCUCCGAUGUCUACGGAAGACACAAGCUGCUACCCGACCGUGGUCAGCAGGUCCUCCGACACUCAGGGGCACGCUAUCCCCCCUGCGGAGCCCCCACUAGCCAGCAACAACGGCUUCCCCACGCUGGAGGAGCACUUGCUCCAGCAGGUGCAGAGUCACAGCGAGGCCUUUCCAGAGCUGGACACGGAUGGCCUCUUGGAGGAAGACCUGUUGCCCCAGUUCGAGGCCUCCUUCGGCCCGCAGGAUCACGGUUGCAUGCAGGAGGAGAUGCAAGACGAUUCGGAUUCCAACAACUCCUGGCCAGAGGAGGGUGGCUCGCCAGGGAACUUCCAGGAACAGCCCCCUUCCUCUAAGAACACUAAUGGUUCAGGCUCCCAGUCCAAGCUGCACAGCCCCCAGGUGAGGAGCAGCCCGGUGUACUCUGAGAGGAGGCUGAAGAAGGCAGCAACGGCAGCAGCUGUGAUGAUGGAGGUCCUCGUGGAGGACAAGCAGGAGAAGGCCAACCGCAUCAUCUCAGAGGCCAUCGCCAAGGCGAAGGAGCGCGGGGAGAAGAACAUCCCACGCGUCAUGAGCCCCGAGAGCUUCCCCAGCUCCUCCAGCGAGGCCCGGCAGGAGCGCAAGGCGGCACGCCGGCUCAAAUCCAAACCUAAACCCAAGGACAAGCUCUCCAAGAAGGCCAAGAGUGGCCCGUCCUCCAAAUCCAAGCAGAAGACCAAAAUCGGCUCCCCCUACUCGAAGAGGGACAGCAGCAGCAGCAGCAGCAGCAAGCUCCCCCACUUCCGCAGCCUCUCGGUGAGCGGCGCCAGUACGAUGACCCCCAAGCCAACAGUACUGAGACCCAUAAACUCAACGAGCUCCCUGCACAAAAAAAUUGUUAUCAAAUUUGGUAAGAAGAAGAGGAAGAGCGAGUCCUCGGAUGAAGAGUCCGACAGCGAGCCGACGCCACGGCGCUCCUCGAAGGACGACGACUCGAAGAGAAGAUCUAAUCGGCAAGUGAAAAGAAAAAAAUACGCAGAAGAGGGAGAGUGCAAGAUAUCAGACGAAGAGAAGAAAGUGACGGUGAAAGUGAAGAGGGCCGGCACUGCACCCCGCAAGGAGCACGCUCUGCAACUGUUCGUGGAGAACCCGAGUGAAGAAGAUGCAGCGGUUGUUGAUAAAAUCAUGUCUUCGAGGAGAGUGAAAAAAGAGGUCACACUAGGAGUGAUGGCUGAAGUUGAAGAGUUUUAUGUAAAAUACAAAAACUACUCCUAUUUGCAUUGUGAAUGGGCCACAGAACAACAGCUCUUAAAGGACAAGAGGAUUCAUCUGAAGAUUAAACGAUUCAAGAUUAAACAAGCACAAAGGGCCCACUUCUUUGCAGAUAUGGAGGAGGAUCCGUUCAACCCAGACUAUGUCGAGGUAGAUAGAGUGCUAGACGUCUCCUACUGUGAGGACAAGGACACAGGCGAGCCUUUGAUUUAUUACCUGGUGAAGUGGAGCUCGCUGCCUUAUGAAGACAGCACUUGGGAGCUGAAGGAAGACGUUGACCAGUCUAAAAUCGAGGAGUUUGAACUACUGCAGGCAGCCAGAGCAGACCCUCGAAGGAGGGAGCGACCUCCAGCCAACAUGUGGAAGAAAAAAGAGGAAUCCAGGGAGUAUCAAAAUGGAAACCAGCUCAGGGACUACCAGCUUGAAGGAGUGAACUGGCUUCUCUUCAACUGGUACAAUAGACGGAACUGUAUUCUUGCUGACGAAAUGGGCCUCGGCAAGACCAUCCAGUCCAUCACAUUCCUUGAAGAAAUCUACCUGACGGGAAUCCGGGGGCCCUUCCUGAUCAUCGCCCCCCUCUCCACCAUCGCAAACUGGGAGCGGGAGUUCAGGACCUGGACCCACCUCAACGUUAUCGUCUACCACGGCAGCAUGAUCAGCCGGCAGAUGCUGCAACAGUACGAGAUGUACUGCAGGGAUUCCAAGGGCCGCGUGGUUCGUGGAGCGUACAAGUUCCAGGCCAUCAUCACCACGUUCGAGAUGAUCCUCGGAGGCUCCCCGGAGCUGAACGCCAUCGAGUGGCGCUGUGUGAUCAUCGACGAGGCUCACAGGCUGAAGAACAAGAACUGCAAAUUACUGGAGGGGUUCAAGCUCAUGAAUCUGGAGCACAAGGUGCUGCUAACGGGAACCCCGCUGCAGAACACAGUGGAGGAGCUUUUCAGCUUGCUGCACUUCCUUGAGCCAUCCCACUUCCCUUCCGAAUCCACCUUCAUGCAGGAAUUCGGAGACCUCAAGACCGAGGAACAGGUCCAGAAGCUCCAGGCCAUCCUGAAGCCCAUGAUGCUGCGCAGGCUGAAGGAGGACGUGGAAAAGAAGCUGGCUCCCAAGCAGGAGACCAUCAUCGAGGUGGAGCUCACCAACAUCCAGAAGAAGUACUACCGAGCCAUCCUGGAGAAGAACUUCUCCUUCUUGUCGAAAGGCGUGGGCCAGGCCAACGUCCCAAACCUGGUGAACACCAUGAUGGAGCUCAGGAAGUGCUGCAACCACCCCUACCUCAUCAAAGGGGCGGAGGAGAAAAUCCUGGAAGAUUUCCGCGAGACGUACAGCCCGGCUUCCCCGAACUUCCACCUGCAAGCGAUGAUCCAGUCCGCAGGGAAGCUGGUCCUCAUCGACAAGCUGCUUCCCAAGAUGAAGGCCGGGGGUCACAAGGUGCUCAUCUUCUCUCAGAUGGUGCGCUGCCUGGACAUCCUGGAGGACUACCUCAUCCAGAGGAGGUACCUGUACGAGCGGAUCGACGGCAGAGUGCGGGGGAAUCUGAGGCAGGCAGCUAUCGAUCGCUUCAGCAAGCCCGACUCGGACCGCUUUGUGUUCCUGCUGUGCACCAGGGCUGGCGGGCUGGGGAUCAACCUGACUGCAGCCGAUACCUGCAUCAUCUUCGACUCGGACUGGAACCCCCAGAACGACCUGCAGGCUCAAGCGCGCUGCCACAGGAUUGGUCAGGACAAGGCGGUGAAGGUGUACAGGCUGAUUACCCGCAACUCCUACGAGAGGGAGAUGUUCGACAGAGCCAGCCUGAAGCUGGGCUUGGACAAGGCUGUGCUGCAGAGCAUGAGUGGGAGAGACAACAGCACCGGGGGGCAGAUGCAGCAGCUCUCCAAGAAGGAGAUUGAGGACUUGCUGCGGAGAGGGGCCUACGGGGCCAUCAUGGACGAGGAGGAUGAAGGGUCCAAAUUCUGCGAGGAAGACAUCGACCAGAUCCUGCAGCGGCGAACCAAAACCAUCACCAUAGAGUCGGAGGGGAGGGGCUCCACUUUUGCAAAAGCCAGUUUCGUGGCAUCAGGGAACAGGACAGACAUCUCUCUGGAUGAUCCAAACUUCUGGGACAAGUGGGCUAAGAAAGCAGAGAUUGAUAUGGAUGCCCUCAAUGACAGAAACAGCCUGGUGAUCGACACCCCGAGAGUGAGGAAGCAGACCCGGCCCUUCAGCGCCACGAAGGAGGAACUGGCAGAGUUAUCAGAGGGGGAGAGCGAGGGCGACGACAAGCCCAAACUGCGGCGUCCGCACGACCGCCUCAGCGGCUACGGCAGGACUGAGUGCUUCCGGGUUGAGAAGAACCUGCUGGUUUAUGGGUGGGGCCGCUGGAGAGACAUCCUGCAGCACAGCCGCUUCAAGAGGCAGCUGAAUGAGCACGACGUGGAAGUCAUCUGCCGGGCGCUGCUCUCCUACUGCCUGGUGCACUACCGAGGCGACGACAAGAUCAAGAGCUUCAUGUGGGACCUGAUCGCUCCCAGCGAGGACGGCCAGACCAAGGAGCUGCAGAACCACCUCGGGCUCUCCGCUCCUGUGCCCAGGGGCCGCAAAGGGAAGAAGAUGAAGACUCAGCCCAGCACUUUCGAUAUCCAGAAAGCAGAGUGGCUGCGCAAACACAACCCAGAACACCUGCUGCAGGACGAGGGCUAUAAGAAGCACAUCAAACACCACUGCAACAAGGUGCUGCUUCGAGUGAGGAUGCUGUAUUAUCUGAAGCAGGAGGUAAUAGGAGACCAUUUCCAGAAGGUGAUUGACGGGGCUGAUUCCAGCGAGAUUGACAUGUGGGUUCCAGAACUGGACCACUCUGAACUUCCUGCUAACUGGUGGGAUGCAGACGCCGACAAGAAUCUCCUGCUUGGCGUCUUUAAGCAUGGUUAUGAAAAGUAUAGCACCAUAAGAGGAGAUCCAGCCCUGAGCUUUUUGGAGCGAGUGGGCAAGCCUGACGAGAAGGCAAUCGCCGCAGAGCAGAGGGCAAACGACUACAUGGAUGGAGACGGUGACGACCCUGAAUACAAACCGGCUCCAGCGCUGCUGAAGGACGAGAUGGAGGACGAUGCCUCAUCCCCUGGAGAGCUGAUCAUUGCAGACGGUAAUGGAGAUGGGCAGAUGAUGAUGAUGAUGAUGGAAGGCGACACAAUAUACUGGCCCCCUCCGUCUGCCUUAACCACUCGCCUGCGUCGACUCAUCACAGCCUACCAGCGCAACACCAAGAACAGGCAGAUCCGGCAGAUCCAGCAGGUGUACCCAGUGCAGCCCAGCGCCCUGCCGCCUGCACACCAGGAGCUCAUCAACCCCAAGAUAGCAGCAAAGAUAGAGCGGCAGCAAAGAUGGACCAGACGAGAAGAGGCCGAUUUCUACAGAGUGGUGUCCACGUUCGGAGUGGUGUUCGACCCAGAGCAGGGCCGGUUCGACUGGACCAAGUUCCGCGCCAUGGCCAGGCUGCACAAGAAGACAGACGAGAGCUUGCAGAAGUACCUGUGUGCUUUCUCAGCCAUGUGCCGAAGGGUCUGCCGCCUGCCCCCCAAGGAAGGAGAAUCUGCGGACCCGUCCAUCUCUAUCCAGGCGAUCACGGAAGAGCGAGCCUCGCGCACGCUGUACCGCAUCGAGCUCCUACGCAAGGUCAGGGAGCAGGUGCUGCGGCACCCCCAGCUCUACGAGCGGCUGCAGCUGUGCCACCCCAGCCAGGACCUGCCGGUGUGGUGGGAAACGGGCACGCAUGACCGGGACCUUCUGAUCGGCGCAGCCAAGCAUGGAGUCAGCCGCACGGACUACCACAUCCUCCGAGACCCCGAGCUGAGCUUCAUGACGGCCCAGAGAAACUACAGCCAGAACAAAGGGGUGCAGUCCAGGACCCCCACGCCCCUCCUGCAGCAGCAGCAGCAUCAGAUGGGCCUGGCUGGGUCUCCCCUCGCACUGCAGCCCAAGUUAGAGGACCCCAAGGCAGGUCAGCCGGAGGACACCCGACCAAAAUGGGAAAGGACUGACUGGAUCAAAGUGGAGCCACACAUUUCCGAGGAGGAAGGGUUUGGGUCAGCAGGGGAAUCCAAGGUCAAACUGGAGCCCUGGAGCCCGCAGGGAGGCGACUAUGCGUCCCUGGGUGUACUGGACAGCAAGGCAGAGGGAGAGAGGCGCAUGGUGGCAGCCAGGACUGAACCCCUAACUCCCAGCUCUGCGGUGAAGAAGCAAAAGCGCAGCAGCAAGAGGGGGCGAGGCGGGGGCGGGGGCGGGGAAGGGGGCGGGGGGUCCGACUCGGACUCUGACGGCUCAUCCUCCUCCUCGCGCUCCUCCUCUUCCUCUUCGUCUUCCUCAUGCUCUCGGUCUGGCUCCAGCUCCUCCUCCUCCUCUUCCUCCUCCUCCUGCUCGUCAGGAUCCUCCUCUUCGUCAUCCUCCUCCUCUUCCUCCUCAGAAGACAGCGACUCCGAGGACAGGAAGGAGAACGUCAAAGUCACCCCUGUAGUGAAAGGUUUCGAUGAAGACAGCGUGGCGUCGCUCAGCACUACCCACGACGAGACUCAGGACAGCUUCCUCACUGACAACGGGCCACCCAGCUCCGCCCAAAUCUUUCAGGGCGGGUACAUGCUCGCUGCCUCCUACUGGCCUAAGGAUCGGGGGAUGAUCAAUCGUCUGGACAGUAUUUGCCAGGCAGUGCUGAAAGGGAAAUGGCCCACAGUCAGGAAGAGCUACGAUGGCACUGCCGUGGCUUCCUUUUACACCACCAAGCUCCUGGAUAGCCCAGGCGCGGACACAGGGCUCCAGGGGCACCCGGCUCCCCGGGACGAGCCGGCUCUGUCGUCUCCGAUGUCAAAGGUGAAGAAGCAUGUUCGAGAAAAGGAGUUUACAGUGAAAAUCAAUGACCAGGAAGGUGGUUUGAAGCUGACUUUCCAGAAGCAGGCCCUCCCCCAGAAGAGGCCCUUGGACAGCGAGGAGGGCCCCCUGGGGCAGCAGCAGUACUUGGCUCGCCUGCGGGAGCUGCAGAGCGCCUCGGACACCAGCCUGGCCGACUUUUCCAAGUCUCUGCCCGCUCCAGUAACAGCAGCAGCAGCCUCUAGCCAGAUGAGACCAAACGGAGUGCUGGAUGGCCAGCCUGCUGUGAAGAAGAGGAGGGGCAGACGGAAGAACGUAGAGGGCAUGGACCUGCUCUUCAUGACCAAGAACAAGCCAGCUCCCAACCAUCUCAGCCCAGGCGGUGGCAGUGGCCCUAAGGACAGCUCCUGUGUGAACCCAGCACAGGUGCUCAGCCAGCCUCCAGGAGCACUGGACACAGAGAGCAGAGUCCCGGUGAUUAACCUGAAGGACGGGACGCGGCUCGCUGGGGACGAUGCACCCAAGAAGAAGGAUCUGGAGAAGUGGCUGAAGGACCACCCAGGAUAUGUAGCAGACGUGGGAGCAUUCAUUCCUGGACUUGGUAAAAUGACAUUUCAAGACGGCAGACCCAAACAGAAGAGGCAUCGGUGUAGAAAUCCCAACAAGAUUGAUGUGAACAGCCUGACUGGAGAGGAGAGGGUGCAGGUCAUCAACCGGCGGAAUGCGAGAAAGGUGGGAGGUGCAUUUGCUCCUCCACUGAAGGACUUGUGCAGAUUCCUGCAAGAGAACCGGGAGUAUGGAGUACCGCCUGAAUGGGCAGAGGUAGUGAAGCAUUCUGGCUUCCUUCCAGAAAGCAUGUUCGACCGCAUUCUCACGGGACCCGUGGUUCGCCAGGAGGUGAGCAGACGAGGCCGGCGACCGAAGAGCGAGGUUUCCAAGGCGGUCGCUGGGAACAGCAGCCCUGCGAUGGCUGUCACCCCUCUGCUGACCAAUGGCCUGCUCUCAGGGAUGGACCUGUCCAGCCUGCAGGCCCUGCAACAGAACCUCCAGAGCCUCCAGUCCUUGCAGCUGACCGCCGGUCUGAUGGGUCUGCCAGCCGGAGACGCCAACAACCUGGCCGCCAUGUUUCCCAUGAUGCUGUCCGGCAUGGCGGGGCUGCCCAACCUGUUGGACAUGAGCGGCCUGCUGGGCACAUGCCCCGAGGCGCCUGGCUCCGAGGACAAGAAGGGAAGCAUCGCCGACCCGUCUACAGCAGAAGCCAAGGGCGACAGGACAGAAGGUCCCCUGGCUGGCUCGGGAGAAGCCUCCAUGACCAGCUCUCCUUCAACCUCCACUGCUGCACCACCAAGUGCUUCUGCUGUAGCCUCAGCAGCUGCAGCCUCAAACCACCCGCUGGCUCUUAACCCCUUGUUACUAUCCAGUAUGCUUUAUCCAGGGAUGCUACUCACGCCAAGCCUUAAUCUUCCUAUUCCAGCAUUGUCUCAGUCUAAUCUUUUCGACAUGCAACAGAGUGCAAACAGUGACUCAAGCGCCACAAAGGCCUCCAAAGGAGCGGCGCAGGAUACCCCGGGCGAACCUCAGGAAGAGGGGAGCGGAGAGAACGAGCGGGGGCCCGGCGGUGUGGACCCCCAGAAGGACAACAGCACAGAAGAGGGCUCUGAGAAAGGGGCUUCUUCUUCAUCGUCAGAGUCUGGAAGUUCAUCAUCUUCAUCGGAUGAUUCGGACUCGAGCGACGAAGACUGAGCCGAUGUGUGUGUGUAUAUAAAUAUAUAUACCCUGCACUUAAAUUGUGUUUUUUUCUUUUUUUUUUUUUUUUUUUCUUUGUACAUAGCAACAAAAAAAGUGUUUAAAAAAAAAAAAAGAAAGAGAAAACCCUAUCUAGGGGUAUCUGAAAUGAAAUUUCAGUAAUUGUUCAGAAGUACAAUAUUGUUUUGAAAGACAGUUUGCAUGUAAAACUUUAUUAGAUUUCUGAAUAUGUGAACUUCUUAUUACACAAAGGUGUACAAUUGCAAGAAAAGAAAGGCAUUAUCAUUUUAAUUUUUGUUGGGGUUUAAUUUUAUUAAAGAGUACGCUCGGGAUGAGCUGUACAUUUAAUAUAUUUGGAGUGAAAAAACAACAACUUUAUACAUAUUUUGAUUUAUUUUGUAAAUAGUUUUACAGCCUCCUUGACACUUCUAAUUUACAGAUCAAACUUUGGAAAAUGCAGCAAUAACUCGGGCAGCUAUUGAAUGUCACAGAAACUGUAGAAUCUCUGUGCUCCUCGCUGUCAUUUCUUCACAUCCUCAAUGAAGGCUAGCAUUUCUGAUCGGAGGCUUUUGCUCUGGGACUCGCCCCAGUUCUGUUAGUGGCUUGGUUCUCUUUGUGUCGCAGGGUUUUCACAGUGACUGCAAUCUCCAGUCCGGUACAGACCGUGGGUCAAGAUUAAUAAGUGACAAGAGAGUGCAUUAACGGUUUUUUGUUGUUGUUGGGUUUUUUUUCCCCCUAAAAAAAAUGUUCUUUAGUAAAUACAAAAACAGUAAACUUACUGAACUGAAUCCAGUAUAUUUUACUGGAUCAGAAAACAGUGCAUAUUUUAGUGUUUCUUAAUAAAUGGAAUCUGAAUUGCACUUUUAACCUUGAUUAAACAGUCCCUAGUGUUUAUCUCUGUGCCCGCAUAGUAAAUUUAUAUUAGAGAGCUAACUGCUCUAUAGAGAUCCUGGUCAGGUCUGAAAUCAAGCCGGGGGGGGGGUGCACGGACAAUCCCCAAGUGAACUGGAGCGAUCCCCAAAGAUCCCUGCUCCGACCGGGAAGGGGGCUCAGGAUGCUGUCUAGUGUUGUAGUGCACUGCUGCUGAUAUUUCAAAUUCAGGUACAGUAAAAAAAAAAAACAUGUUUCCCAGUUAUCCAAUUUAAACUGGCUAUGUUACCUCAGCUGAGCUACAUUAUAAAGUGUACAGCAGUUUCAUUCAUUGUUUGCAAUUGAAAGGUUUUAAAAACCCACAGUAAUCCUGUGCAGUGUCGUGCUCAUCUAGCAGAUUGCUUUUUGUUUGCUAUGUUUUUAAUUUUGAGUUGUUUGGUCUGUGGUGGGCCUCCUCCUUCUCCCUUCUAAAUUACCCAAGAAGGAGCAAGGGCCUGCAAGCUAUCAUGUUGAUAUCUGCUUGGCUGCACUUAGUUCUAUUCCAGAAUGGUCUCCUGAUCUAGGCUGGACACUACAAGGAAAGGUGUGAUAGCCCGAGACCUUUCGUUUUGAAAAGUAGAGAUGAGUCUAUGACUUCACUGAUAUCAGUGCUGUAAGCUGUGCUGAAUGCGGAAAUGAUUUAUGUUGUAUAAUUGAGUAUGCCAUCAUUAAACUGAUCCUUGGGCUUGCUAGGCUGCAAUGGCAUGAAGAUGAGAAACAAAUUGCGUUGUUACACCAAAUGCAGACUGCAAUUUGUCUUUGGCUUUUUUUUUUUUUUACACAGAUUCAGCUAAAGUUAAUAAAGUUCAGGACAAAUGCAGCGCGGAGCAAAAGCAGGUACAGUGACGAUGUCAUUGUUUGCUCUAGUAUUACAUCAAGAAAAUAACUGACCUAAGUUAAAGCAUGGGUCGCAUUCAAAAGGCAGUAUUGUGUAUCCUGUGCCUCUGAGGUUGUGGAGAGUGCGCAGUACAUGUGGAGGAAACCUACACUGUUACCUUGCCAAAUGUAAAACAGGCCCUCCUUCAUUAUAAAACGGUAUCAUGUGAUCUUCAAUUGCAUUCAGAGUUCCUCUCCUAGUGACUGUGGAAAGUCUGCUGUAUUUCAGUUUGGCAUAACGACACUAAAGCAACCAAAAUGUAUUGAUCAGGCUUCUAAAAUGUGUGUAGCAAUUCUCUUCUGAAUAUCAAGGUAAUUCAUCCACAACUUCAGUAUCAAUCAGAUAUCGUAAGGUAAAACUAUCCAGAAGCUUUAGUAUAAUGAUGACAAGUUUAAGUGUGCCAUUCAGUGGUGCUGAGUGGAGGAUGCAGUAUCAUUGUCAGCAGCCUCUCCCCUCGACUGUGUGUGUACUGGUAGGUUGAAUUUGCAGUCUGUGCAAAGCUUCUCUGGUGCAGUUUUAGAUGGAGGAUUGGAGGAAAUACAGCGGAGGUAAAAAUAAGGCUUUGAAUUGGAAGCAGUGUGAGUCGUUCCAGGCAGCCUUGCGAGUUCAGUUACACACGCACUAGACUUCACCCCUGGAGUGUGACUAAUACGUUCAGCUCAUAGCAGAACUAGGCAUGGUCUUGAACUGCUACGCAAUGGGAGUCAUCCACAGAAAAGAGCAAUUACAAAGAACGAGUGAACAAAGUGCGGAACUGAACAAGUGGCAGCAAUUAAGCAAGAGGAAAAGGCUGUUUUUAAAGAGGGGAGUCUGAUAGCGGAAACAGAAGCCCAGUCUAGACACCCACAGAACUGGCCAUGUGCAGCGUUGUGCUGCCUGUGUUACAGUGACCUUCUUAGGGCGCUUUAUCAAAGGAAUGAAUCUAAUAAAGUUUUUUUUUUUUAUGUAGUAGAAGAUGCGGUUCUUGCUCAAUUUGAGUCUAUAGAACAUAAAUGAUUGAUCUGAUAUUGAUCUGGUAUGAGUGUGAGCAGCCUAUAAUCUUAUCACUUUGUUCUGCUUUGUUCACUACCACAGAGAGGUCAUAUUCAAGACAGAGGCUUAUAAUUAUUAUUUUUAAAAUCCAUUAUAAUAACAUAAAAAUACAUCUUGCCAAAACGUUUGUCUAGAUUACUUUAAAUUAAGUUAAUUAGAAGUUAACGAUACUCUAUAGACCGAGGGACUCCCCACCCCCACUGAGUAAGGUAUUUGUCUACAUGAAUUAAUUUUCUGCAGGAAAGCCCAUUGUAAAAGUAUAGCUAUUGUGACCGUCUCACAUCCACUUGUGGGGAGGACAAAAAAAAAGUGUUGAUAAAUUGGUAUUUGUAUUUCUGUCUCUUUCUGCAUCGCUGUGGGCACUGUACAAAAGCAGCCUGGCUUAAUCCUAAUCUGGACCUUGGUGAGUUUGACACCUGCAAGAAAAAAAAAAUCUCAAACUGUCCCUUAACUCUACGAUGAUGUCCCUGUAUGGCUGAAAUCUUCUUAUUUAUUAGUAAAUUAUGCAAUCAAAUGAGGAUAGUAUAUUCUGAAUAUGAAAAUAACUUUCUUUUUAUUUUUAUUUUUUUUAAUGUGCUCGGACUACAGCAACAAACUACAAGUGCUGCAUUGUUUAAUAUCAAGACUUAAAAAGUCCCCAAUAAUGGAGAUCUAUCAAUUAAAACACAAUUGAAAGUGUGUCAGCCAACCAAUAUGCAAAUAGUCUUCUGUAUGCAGGUGUCACAGCAAAACAGAAAAUGUACACUAAUAAACGACACAGUUAAAUCAUUUAAAUGGAAACACUUUAUGUAAAAUAGUUGCUGGAGAAAAUGAGCUGUUCUUGCCUUGUAUUUGUAUCUUUUGUUCCAAGCUUGAUGAUAUCUUGAAAAGUCACUCAGAAGUCCAGUUUUCCUUUGGACAGUUGCAAUAUUUGCAAGUUGUGGUCUGUGUAGUCAAAAUAAUGCUUUCUGUAGUUGAGGAAAAGCAUCUUACAAAAAAAAAAAAAAAAGUCAUUUGUAAUUUAUUGAAUUACUUUCUAUGAAGUUCUAUAGAGCAAAUGGAAGUUUAAUUAUUUUUAUUAAACAUAUUCUUUUGACUAUC